Messenger RNA from Talaromyces atroroseus, 1164 nucleotides. RefSeq lists its product as hypothetical. The coding region runs from base 1 to 1164 and encodes 387 amino acids. The record is from RefSeq and is a predicted model, not a curated record. Gene Ontology annotation, cellular component: membrane. NCBI's taxonomy places the organism in Eukaryota, Fungi, Ascomycota, Eurotiomycetes, Eurotiales, Trichocomaceae. Gene Ontology annotation, molecular function: glycosyltransferase activity. The transcript has a single exon.
AUGAGAGUAAUAAAACGCCAGUAUCUUAUCCUAGUCCCUCUUGCGACGCUUUUCUUCAUUUUCGGUACUCUCUACUCGGCGCACAGCUGGGCGGGUAUUCCACAACUACGAGACGGCCACUGGAAUCACAAAAUCAGGGUCGGAAACAAUCAUCAAUCGGAACAAGAACCAUACGAGCAAAGCAAGCCGCCGGAGGACACAAACUGCGCGGGCUUCCCGCAUGACCGUCUCGCUGACGUCCAGGUAGUCCUAAGAAUCGGCUCAACGCAGCCCUUCGAUCAGAUUUCCUCGCAUAUCGCGAACAUCACGAAUUGCAUCUCCGACCUUAUUAUCAUUUCGGACAAAAAAGAACAGAUUGGAGAAAGAUUUUGGUCAUACGACAUUAUUGCGGAUUUGCCCAAAGCGUAUUGGGAAGGGGUAGACAAAAAUGGCGUUGAAACUUCGGGGCUAAAAGCAUACGCAAGCAUUCAUUCUGCAGACAGCUCGUGGGAAAUGGGGAAACAUGUGGGCGACCAGCUCACACACAGAGAAGGCUGGUUGCUAGAUCGGUUUAAAUUUUUGCCUAUGGUGGAAUAUGCGUACGACACGAACCCACGGGCAAAGUGGUUUUUCUUCAUUGAAGCCGAUACAUAUAUCGUCUGGGACACGUUUUUCCGGCUUAUCGACCGUUACGACUCCGACCAGCCAUGGUAUAUGGGUUCCCCUUCGCCCGGUCGGGCUUUGGAAAAUGGUGAGAAGACGUAUUUUGCGUAUGGAGGUGAUGGCUUUAUCCUAAGCCGACCAGCCAUCCAGCGACUCCUGCAGAGAGACACGGUCGUCAUCGGACCAGAAAAUAUCACUCGCACCGAGCCCUCUCUUACGGAGAAAUGGGCGGAUCUCGUCAAAAGCGACUGCUGUGGUGAUUCUGUGCUGGGCUUUGCCCUAGCGAACAAGGGAAUAUUCCUUUCCGGCUUGUACCCAUUGUUCAACCCCCAUGCGUUGCAUGGGAUUCCAUUUGGCCCUAGUGGGAAGCCUUACUGGUGUCAACCGGUGCUCAGUAUGCAUAAGACAUGGCCAGGCGAUGUGCCUAUGUUGUCCCAGUUUUUGAAGGAACGAUCAAAUGAGGUCGGUUGCAUGUUCUUUCCCCCCUCUUUUCUUGUCGAGACAAUGUCACAGCGAAACUAA